Perognathus longimembris pacificus (Pacific pocket mouse) is the source of this 2892-nucleotide messenger RNA. Its product is annotated as ATP-dependent RNA helicase DDX19A. The transcript has 12 exons. Bases 121 to 1557 code for a protein of 478 amino acids. Gene Ontology annotation, cellular component: cytoplasmic stress granule; nucleus. The record is from RefSeq and is a predicted model, not a curated record. Gene Ontology annotation, biological process: poly(A)+ mRNA export from nucleus. Lineage: Eukaryota; Metazoa; Chordata; Mammalia; Rodentia; Heteromyidae. Gene Ontology annotation, molecular function: ATP binding; RNA helicase activity; RNA binding.
AGCACCCGCCGCUUCCGGUCCGCGUGAGUGAGAGUCUCGCGCCUGCCGCGGCCUGGGCACCGGAGCGCGCGCCGUGUGCGGUGUGGUUUUUCCGCAAGUUCCCCUCCCUGUUCCAGGACCAUGGCCACCGACUCGUGGGCCCUAGCGGUGGACGAGCAAGAAGCGGCUGUCAAAUCGAUGAACAGCUUACAGAUCAAAGAAGAGAAAGUCAAAGCAGACACUAAUGGUGUUAUCAAAACCAGUACUCCUGCGGAGAAGACAGAUGAAGAGGAGAAAGAGGACAGAGCUGCGCAGUCUUUACUCAAUAAGCUGAUCAGAAGCAACCUUGUGGAUAACACAAACCAAGUGGAAGUCCUGCAGCGGGAUCCCAACUCCCCGCUCUACUCGGUGAAAUCUUUUGAAGAGCUUCGCCUGAAGCCACAGCUUCUGCAAGGCGUGUACGCCAUGGGCUUCAACCGACCAUCUAAGAUACAAGAGAAUGCAUUACCCAUGAUGCUUGCUGAACCCCCACAGAACCUAAUUGCCCAGUCCCAGUCUGGCACUGGAAAAACAGCUGCCUUUGUCCUGGCCAUGCUCAGCAGAGUUGAACCAGCAGACAGAUACCCUCAGUGUCUGUGCCUCUCCCCAACCUAUGAGCUGGCACUUCAAACAGGAAAAGUGAUCGAGCAGAUGGGAAAAUUUCAUCCAGAACUAAAGCUUGCCUAUGCCGUUCGUGGCAAUAAAUUGGAAAGAGGUCAGAAGAUCAGUGAGCAGAUUGUCAUUGGCACUCCGGGGACUGUCCUGGACUGGUGCUCCAAGCUCAAGUUCAUUGACCCCAAGAAGAUCAAGGUGUUUGUUCUGGAUGAGGCAGACGUGAUGAUAGCUACUCAGGGCCACCAGGACCAAAGCAUCCGCAUCCAGAGGAUGCUGCCCAAGAACUGCCAGAUGCUGCUUUUCUCUGCCACUUUUGAAGACUCGGUGUGGCAGUUUGCCCAGAAGGUGGUCCCGGACCCCAAUAUUAUCAAACUGAAGCGCGAAGAGGAGACGUUGGACACCAUCAAGCAGUACUACGUCCUGUGCAAUAACAGAGAUGAGAAGUUCCAGGCCUUGUGCAACCUGUAUGGGGCCAUCACCAUCGCUCAAGCCAUGAUCUUCUGCCAUACCCGCAAAACUGCCAGCUGGCUGGCAGCAGAGCUCUCCAAAGAAGGGCACCAGGUGGCUCUGCUGAGUGGCGAGAUGAUGGUGGAGCAGAGGGCUGCCGUGAUUGAGCGCUUCCGAGAAGGCAAAGAGAAAGUUCUAGUGACCACCAAUGUGUGCGCCCGGGGGAUCGAUGUUGAACAAGUGUCUGUUGUCAUCAACUUCGACCUUCCUGUGGACAAGGAUGGGAACCCCGACAAUGAGACCUACCUGCACCGGAUCGGCCGCACCGGCCGCUUUGGCAAAAGAGGCCUGGCCGUGAACAUGGUUGACAGCAAGCACAGCAUGAACAUCCUGAACAAAAUCCAGGAGCAUUUUAAUAAGAAGAUAGAAAGAUUGGAUACGGAUGACUUGGAUGAGAUUGAAAAGAUAGCUAACUGAGACGCUCCACCAGUGAGUGGCUGGUGCUCACGCCCGGCGCUGCCCUGCCCAGGAGACCAGUGCUUUCAUGGCAUCGGCCUCGACAGGCACCAAAACGACAAAGGCACGAGUAGAGAAGCUACCUACCUCAUUCACAAUUACGUUUGGACUUGACAAAAAGUUGGGCAAAUGAUGGGGGAAAAUCAGAGGAAACUUGCAUUUUGGUAAAUAAUUAAUAUUCUCCCCUAAACCCCACGGCUCUUUUUGAGGCCACAUUUGCCCCCUUUUUGUAGUAAUCUGUUUGCCCUUUCCGAUUGCUUUCCCCAAGACUCCUGCCUUCCUUUUAAGUGGGGUUUAGGAUCAUAGGGCAGCCCUGCAGAAAUUAUACAGGUAGAGGUGGUUUGGAAAGACCACUAAGACAGGCGCCAGUGCUCACGCCUAUAAUACUGGGUACGCAGGAGGCUGAAAUCUGACGAUCAUGAUUCAACGUUAGUCUGGGUAGGAAACUCUGUGAUACUGUUAUAUCCAAUUAACCACCAGAAAACCAGAGGUGAUACUGUGGCUCCAAGUGGCAGAGUGCUAGCCUUGAAUGAAGAAGUUCGGGGACAGUGCCCAGAGCCUGAAUCCAAGCCCCAUGACCGACAAAUAAAAACAAAACAAAAAAAGACAUGAGCAUGGCUCCCUGGUCUAGAUGGAGUGAAGGGAUCCAGACAGCGGUCCUCACAGUCGUCAUCCUCCUCCCAGUACAACUGCCAGGGAUGCUUCCCUGAGUGAAGCCAUCUUCCUGGAAUCCAGACACAUUCCAGCUCGUCCUUUUCACCUGUUCUCUGGGCAGAAGCUAGGCCUUUUUCUCCCUGGUGAGCAUGUUGGCUACUUUUUUAUGCUUUGGAUUGAGAAAGAAGCACAGAAGUCAAUGAAUCAAUAGCUGUGUGCAGAAGAUUGGUCUCCCAGGGUAGCCGUGUCCUUUAAGGAUCUGGGCGUGCCUUUUUCUUGCAUGUGCUCUGAGCCUGGGACUCCGUUGUGACAGCCAGGAGACACUGAAUGGUUGGAACCAUCUAGCCCUGUCAGUUGAUUCUAAUACACAGGGUAUCAUACUGUAUCUGAAACCAAGUAGCAUUUUGAGAAGAAAGUUAAGACCAAACAAAAGCAAUCAUGUUAUUAUCCAUAAUAAUGGACUUUAUGGUUACUUGAUUCAUACAAUGCCUGUAUGAGUAAGGACACAUAAAUUAUAGCUAUAUGCAUCAUACAUUGUAAAGUUUUAAAGUAAUUAUGAGAAAUGCUUUACUAAUCAUGAUUUGUUACAUGUAUUUUUCUGCUAAUUAGACCUAAUAUAAGCUCAUCACAAGCGUGUGUGUA